Molecule: messenger RNA, 1161 nt
Organism: Lathyrus sativus (Indian pea)
Lineage: Eukaryota; Viridiplantae; Streptophyta; Magnoliopsida; Fabales; Fabaceae
Source: the annotation of a GenBank genome assembly
AUGAAGAGCAUAAGUAGUAUCUGGCAGGGGAUUAAACCAGAAGUGCUGAUGGUGUUUGUACAACUAGCAUCGGCGGCGAUGAAUAUAAUAUGCAAACUUGCAAUAAAUGAUGGAAUGAGCAUGAGAGUUGCCACGGCUUAUCGCCUCAUCUGUGCAGCGGCUUUCAAUAUCCUAAUUGCUCUUUUCUUUGAUAGGAAGAAGAGAGCAAAGAUUACUUGGAGUGUGCUUUAUAAGACAUUUCUAUGUGGAUUGUUUGGGGGAAGUUUGUAUCUAAACCUUUAUCUUGAGGCUCUUGCUUUAACGUCGGCAACAUUUAUGUUGGUUGUUUUCAACCUAAUUCCAACCAUUACCUUCAUCAUGGCUGUAUGCUUGGGAAUGGAUAAAUUUAAUUUGAGGUUAAUGGAAGGAAAGGCAAAGGUGAUAGGAGUAAUAAUGGGAAUGAGUGGUGCAAUGUUGAUGAUUUUUUUUAAAGGUGCGGAAAUUCACAUUUGGUCUUCUAAUAUUAACCUUUUGCAUCCCCAUCAAAAUCCAAAUGAACUAAUGGCAUCUCACCAUGCUGAAAUUCGUAAAAAAAUAUUGGGUGUUUCAAUUGCACUGGCAAGCGGUUGCUCUUUUUCUAUCUGGCUUAUCAUUCAGGCUAAGUUGCAUGCAGAAUACCCUUGUCAUCACUCAAGUGCAGCUUUAAUGGUUUCAAUGGGUGCCAUUCAAGCAACUCUUAUUUCUCUUUGUAUUGAAAGAGAUUGGAACCAAUGGAAGCUUGGAAACAAACUCAGAAUUCUUACUGUUGUUUAUCCGGGAAUUGUGGUCUCUGGAUUAGCAGUUAUCAUUAUUGCAUGGUGCAUAAGGACGAGAGGGCCUCUAUUUGCGUCUAUUUUCAAUCCUUUACAACUCUUACUUGUAGUUAUAGCUGCUUAUUUGAUGUUAGAUGAGAAACUAUAUUUGGGAAGCAUGCUUGGAGCAAUUGUGAUUGUGUGCGGUCUCUAUACGGUACUUUGGGGUCAGGGAAGAGAAAUAAAAAAUAAAAUGAAGAUAUUAGAAAUCACAAGAAUGUCUGAAAAUAAAGAGGUUGUUGUUAUUUCCAUGCCUCUUCCACUUGAUAGAGUCAUCCAAAACUCCCAGAGAUCAGCCAUUACUAUAGAGAAUGUUGUUAAUGAUCAAUGA